AUGGCUCCAUCAGGACUGGCAAUCCUCAUGGGCGCAGGCCCGAAUACCGGCGCCGGCAUAGCUCGAAUCCUUGCCCACCCCUCUCACGGCAACCUCGCCGUCGCACUUAUCGCCCGACGCCCUGAGCCUCUUCAGGAGCUCACCAAGAGUCUCCGCUCUUCUGCCCCAGGAGCUGUGCUCGAGGCAUUCCCCACCGACGAAUCGCCCGAUUCUCUGGAGAUGACCUUCUCCGAUAUCGAAAAGCACCCUUCGUUCAAGGACUUGAAGCUUCGUCUGGCAAUUUAUAGCGUCAAACACAGCAGCAAGAAGCCCUUUCUCGAAGAGACCCAUGAGGACUUCAUCGAUUCUCUAGAAACGUACGUCGGCGGGGCCUUCACCUUCGCGCAAGAAUCCAUCAAGCGCCUCUUCGCCGACCAUGGCGCCGCCCCGCUCGCCUCGUCGGACGGCAGCGGCGCAAAGAAAGGCACUCUGAUCUUCACCGGUACGCUCGGAGCGCUGCGCUGCUCCGCCCAGUUUGCAGCCUACGGCGCCGGGCGCGCGUCGGUGCGUCAGCUGGCGCAGACGCUGGCCCGCGAGAUGUCGGAGAAAGGGAUACACGUCGCCCAUACCAUCGCCAACGGCGCCAUCGCCGACGCGUACGGCGACGACCAGCGCGCCGGCAGGAAGAUGAGCGCCGAGUCCGUCGGCAAGACGUACCUGUGGCUGCACCAGCAGGAGCCGGACCUGUGGACCCACGAGCUGGACAUGCGGCCCGCGUGCGAGAAGUUCUGA
This is a messenger RNA of Diplodia corticola, 771 nucleotides long. RefSeq names its product short-chain dehydrogenase reductase sdr. Lineage: Eukaryota; Fungi; Ascomycota; Dothideomycetes; Botryosphaeriales; Botryosphaeriaceae. The coding region runs from base 1 to 771 and encodes 256 amino acids. The record is from RefSeq and is a predicted model, not a curated record. The transcript is spliced from 3 exons.